Molecule: messenger RNA, 1173 nt
Organism: Thelazia callipaeda (thelaziosis nematode)
Lineage: Eukaryota; Metazoa; Nematoda; Chromadorea; Rhabditida; Thelaziidae
Source: the annotation of a GenBank genome assembly
AUGGCUGAUACGAAAGCAUUGCCCGUUUUCGCUUUUACCGAUGAUCGAGUACAGCUUCAGCAGUUGCGUGCUUAUAUGAGAGAUCGUGGGUCGUCGAUAGCAGAAGAUGGGUCUGCAGAUUUCAAUGAAAAUUUGGCAGAAUUGGUGAGAGAAGUGAAGCUACUGGGGAACUUAGAAAGCGAUAAGGAAGUGGAGAUGAUUUUAAAUUCAAUUUCAUCGCUUAUUGUUGUACUUACUCCGGAAGCUGCUGAAAAAAUAAUCAAAGAGUUUUGUGCACAGCUAUCUAAUGAGGUUUUCAAAGGUACUGGAUGGAGCAGUAAUGCUGCAGCGGCUGUUCGGACUCUAUCAAAUUUGUUUUCUGCUUUUAACAAACAUCCACAAGUGCAACAUUAUCUUUACGUUGCAUUGGUGACUCUUUGUGGACGAGCACGAAUUAUAGGGGACCUCGAUACAAGUAAUGAGAUUGUUGAACAGUAUAUCAAGCGAUGGUCAUUGAAUCAGAAGCAGCAGCGUAACCUUUUGAGAUUAAUUCAUGGUGCCCUGAUUAAUGAUGAAAGGGCCGAUCAAGCUGCUAAGACAAUGACGGCUUUACUAGGAACAUAUACUGAUGUUGAUGCUGCAUCUGCUGUGGAAGACGCUCGUGAGUGCGUGCGAACAGCAGUUGUCGACCCGAAAUCAUUUAGUUUCGAUCAUCUAUUACAACUUCCUGCAGUUGAAUUGUUAGAAAAAAGUGAUCCGUUGAUGCAUCAAAUACUUGAGUUGUUUUGUUAUGGAACUUUGAAAGAUUAUCAAGCUUUUGUUCGAACGCAUCCAAUGUUCAUUACUAACAAAUUGCAUGUUGAUGAUUCAGUGCUAGUGAAAAAAAUGCGGUUACUGACCUUGAUGGAUAUGGCCGAAAAAAAUAAUGUUAUUCUUCUUCGAGAUUUGUCACGCGAAGUUGAUAUACCUGAAAAUGAAGAACUGGAGGAGUUUAUAAUUGAAGCCAUUAGAAUAAAUGCAAUAUGCGGCAAAAUAAAUGAACAAAAGAAAGAACUCCAUGUAAGUUCCUUACAGCACCGAAGUUUCGGUCGUCCACAAUGGGAACUACUUCACAAACGAAUUAAUUUAUUGAUUAAUAGCUUAAAAACAUCGCAUGAAAAUAUAAAAAAUGUAUCUAGUGAUAGAUCUACUUAA